CUUUAAAAUAUAAUCACGCCAGUACGUUUCGUAACGGAAAGGGGAACGCUGGACGAGGAAAGUUUGAAAUGGAUCGGGAUUUAAAGAAUAUUGAAACUCAAAUUUAGCGGAUGAAACAGAACAAAUAGUACGGUAAGAAAUAAAAUGUUAAAAAACUUAAUCCGUCGAGCCGGAGUUGAACCAGCGACCUAUGGAUAUCUUUAUCAGGUAAUUGUAACAAUUUUCUCUUUCAUUGUUAUUCGAUACUACAGUCCACCGCUCUACCAACUGAGCUAUCGACGGAUGAAUUUAUGGCGUAGUAAACAAGGUAUUAUUAUUAUAGUGAAACAUAAUUGCAUUAUUUUUCCAAGGAUCAAUGUGAAGUCAGAACAGUGGAAGAGGAUAAGAAAUUAUAGGACUAAAUAAAUAGUGCCUUUAACUUUAUCGAUUUGUUCUUGGAGGAAUGGUGCGAUAGAUUAUAAUGAAACAUUCUAAUAGAAAAACAUGCAAAUGACGGUGGCAAUUGCAUGCUUCCCCUGCCUCUCUAUUUGAUUUUUCUCUGUUGCUGGCAGACUUGAGGUAGGGUGAGCAUUAUUUUAAGGAAGAGUAAGAAUUUACGAAAUAAAAAACAUUUUAUCAAUUUUCUCAGUCGACGGCCAUUCUCAGAUGAGUUCAGAUGUGGUGUUCUCUCACAUGGUCGCUAUCUUUGUUUAGAUUUGGAUGCCCUCAUUCUUAAUUAACAGCAGAGGCGAUUCAAGAGUUAGAUGUACCCAUUAGAAACUAGAAACUGAUUUUCGUUCUCUCAAAACUUGAAGGUCUUAUGCAUCGUGACUUGAUCAAUUCUUAAGCACGUUUCAAAUUGUUUUCAUGCAUUUGGCAGACAAUUUUAUAGUCUCCUUCGACUCCUUCAGCAGAUGACGCUGUGGCUGAACUACAAGGCCACUAGUAGAUUUGGAUGGCGGUCAUACGCUUCACUGGAUGAUGCAAUCACUUCGGCGUGGGGGGCACAGACAACUACUGAAAUUGUUUCCACGCAGCCCGAGAGUCGUGCAGAAUAGGCCUCAACCUCAAAUUGAGGAUUUGGUAGCCAGUUCGUUUAUUUGAUUUUCGUGAAUUUUCUUUCGGGUGCUGGGCAGCAUGUGUCACAUCGUUCGAUUUACAUUUUUGUUAACCGUGUUGCUGUGCUCGUGUUUUAGCUUCGCAUUCGUUUUUCAAAUGCGAGAUGUACCCUUUAGCCAAGGUGAAAGUGUGUCAAACGGAAGGAGAAAUGCUAGAAUGGUUGGCGCUGACGAAGCUACUCAAAAUCAGUAUCCAUUUAUGUUAGCGUUAAUGAAACGAAGUGAUGUGCUGACAGACGAAUAUUCUCUGUACUGUGGGGCAUCUUUGAUCAGUUCGACUCAAAUCCUGACGGCAGCCCACUGCGUGAAUGAUGUUGAAACUAACAGGGUGUUGGGUCCGGAGAGGUUUAUUGUGCUACUUGGAAUGCACUUCAUGAACGAGUCGAUGAACGACGCCCAAGUGACGAAACGAGUGAUUGGGGUCAUGGUCCACGAAGAAUUUGAUUCCAUCAGCCACUUUAACGACAUCGCCAUCCUGACGAUGGAGACACCUGUGGUUUUCACAUCAACCAUUUCUCCCGUUUGCAUGCCACCAAUUGGUUCUACUGACCAAUAUUUGAACAGAAUUGCCAUUGCUCAGGGAUGGGGACGUACACAAGAGAAGGGGAAAAAUUCCGAUUUCCUCCGGCAUGUUGGGAUCCGCAUUAUUUCCAACUCAUUAUGCAGGAAGAGUUAUAUGGAAAAAGGCAAAAUCUCUGAUCAUAUGCUUUGCACCUGGUUGUCUGGCAAAGAUGCUUGCCAGAAUGACAGUGGUGGUCCUUUGGUAAUUGAAGCCGAACAUCUGGAAUGCUCAUGGGUUCAGGUUGGGAUAGUCAGUUUUGGUCGUGGAUGUGCAAGGCGAUUUCCUGGAGUUUAUACGAGGCUGACGUCAUUUUUGCCCUGGCUUAAGAAACAUUUGAAAUCGUGAGUGGGCGUUUUUGUGUUAAACGGUGUCAAGGCGUCUAUCUUUGUUCUUUUGGCAUGCGUUUUAAUAAUAUAAACCUCGCUGUUUAGAAAGUGCAAA
Daphnia magna is the source of this 2100-nucleotide messenger RNA. Its product is annotated as proclotting enzyme. NCBI's taxonomy places the organism in Eukaryota, Metazoa, Arthropoda, Branchiopoda, Diplostraca, Daphniidae. Gene Ontology annotation, biological process: proteolysis. Gene Ontology annotation, molecular function: serine-type endopeptidase activity. The record is from RefSeq and is a predicted model, not a curated record.